Messenger RNA from Helianthus annuus (common sunflower), 1660 nucleotides. Its product is annotated as ATP-citrate synthase alpha chain protein 1. The transcript has 13 exons. The record is from RefSeq and is a predicted model, not a curated record. NCBI's taxonomy places the organism in Eukaryota, Viridiplantae, Streptophyta, Magnoliopsida, Asterales, Asteraceae. Gene Ontology annotation, biological process: tricarboxylic acid cycle; succinyl-CoA metabolic process. Bases 117 to 1388 code for a protein of 423 amino acids. Gene Ontology annotation, cellular component: succinate-CoA ligase complex. Gene Ontology annotation, molecular function: succinate-CoA ligase (ADP-forming) activity.
UUUUCAACUAUAAAUCCACAAGCAUUCUCAUUGAAUAUCCGCUCUGCAUCUGAUCUCCAACAGCCUUCAACCAAACUCCCAACUCACAACUAACUAGGGUUUUUAACGUAACAAUAAUGGCACGCAAGAAGAUCAGAGAGUAUGAUUCAAAGAGGCUGGUGAAGGAGCAUUUCAAACGGAUUUCUGGUUCUGAUUUGGCUAUUAAAUCAGCACAGAUUACUGAAUCUACAGACUUGAAUGAGCUAGUAAAAGUGGAACCUUGGCUUUCUUCAGCAAAAUUGGUUGUGAAACCUGAUAUGCUGUUUGGUAAACGUGGAAAAAGUGGGCUCGUUGCUCUAAAUCUUGAUUUGGCCCAAGUUUCUGAGUUUGUGAAGGCACGUCUUGGUAAAGAGGUUGAGAUGGGAGGAUGCAAAGGACCCAUAACCACAUUCAUUGUUGAACCAUUUGUUCCACACAAUGAAGAGUUUUAUAUCAACAUUGUUUCCGAGCGAUUAGGAUGUAGCAUUAGCUUUUCAGAAUGUGGAGGUAUUGACAUUGAAGAGAAUUGGGAAAAGGUCAAGACCAUCUUUUUGCCAACUGGGGUGUCGUUGAAUCAAGAGAUAUGCGCUCCACUUGUUGCUACACUUCCAUUGGAGAUUAAACCUGUAAUCGAGGAGUUCAUCAAAGCUAUAUAUUCUUUAUUCAUAGAUCUUGACUUCACUUUCUUAGAAAUGAAUCCUUUUACUCUAGUUGAUGGAAAGCCUUAUCCUCUUGACAUGAGAGGAGAACUUGAUGACACUGCUGCCUUCAAGAACUUUAAAAAGUGGGGCAACCUUGAGUUCCCAUUGCCUUUCGGAAGAGUUAUGAGUGCUACCGAAAGCUUUAUUCAUGGACUAGAUGAAAAGACUAGUGCAUCUUUGAAGUUUACGGUUCUUAAUCCAAAGGGACGAAUUUGGACCAUGGUUGCUGGUGGAGGUGCUAGUGUCAUAUAUGCUGAUACAGUUGGAGAUCUUGGUUACGCAUCCGAGCUCGGAAACUAUGCCGAAUACAGCGGGGCACCAAACGAAGAAGAGGUUUUGCAGUAUGCUCGAGUUGUCAUUGACUGUGCAACUGCUGAUCCAGAUGGUCAAAAGCGAGCUCUUGUAGUAGGAGGUGGAAUUGCAAACUUCACCGAUGUUGCAGCCACAUUCAAUGGCAUCAUUCGUGCCAUGAAAGAGAAGGAGGCUAAGUUGAAAGCUGCUAACAUGCACAUCUACGUAAGAAGAGGAGGUCCAAAUUACCAAAAAGGACUAGCGAAGAUGCGGGCACUAGGAGAGGAAAUUGGCAUCCCAAUUGAGGUGUACGGACCCGAAGCAACAAUGACCGGAAUAUGCAAACAGGCGAUUGAAUACAUCACCGCUGCUGCCUAAACGUUACCGGGCUUUUGUGUUUCUCUGGUUUGUUGCAUUUAAAUGGAAGUGUUGUGUCAUGUUUGUUUUUGUGGCAAUGUGUUGUUCUUUUGAAAAUUUGUAGAAAACUUAAGCAAAGGGACAAAUUGCGGGUCAGUUGAUUUUAAAGACACGGGCACGGGUAUAUGUGUAGAAGACUCGUAAGUUGUUGAAAAUUAUGGUUUUGUUAGAACUGUUAUAAAUCCAUAAGCCUAUUAUUAAUAAACAAUUUAAAAGCUUGUUACCCUCGUAAA